Messenger RNA from Musca vetustissima, 624 nucleotides. It is a transcript of the gene Naa40, whose product is annotated as N-alpha-acetyltransferase 40. Gene Ontology annotation, cellular component: nucleus. The record is from RefSeq and is a predicted model, not a curated record. Gene Ontology annotation, molecular function: histone H2A acetyltransferase activity; protein N-terminal-serine acetyltransferase activity; histone H4 acetyltransferase activity. Lineage: Eukaryota; Metazoa; Arthropoda; Insecta; Diptera; Muscidae. The coding region runs from base 1 to 624 and encodes 207 amino acids. The transcript has 2 exons.
AUGACGAAUGCCACGACAAAUAAUGCUGCAAACCAACAACGUAAUGUUGAAAAUGCUGCAAGAUCCAAAAAUCCAUUGGAAUCAUUUCCAGAUGUCUUCACAUAUAAAUCGCCCAAGGAAGCUGAAGAUGGGGCGUCAUAUAGCCUUUAUUGUCGCGCCAAAGGAGACAUGGAUAGCAAAACGCUGAAAUGGGCCUUCAAGCUGGCCGAGAAAAAUGUUUCUCCAUUUUACAAACAACUUAGCAUGGGUUGGCAACCGAAAGUGAAGCAGAAUGACCUCAUGAAAGGAUGGGCCAGAUAUUUAGUGGCUGUGGAUAAGAGUAAAACACCUGUUGCAUAUGCCAUGUUUCGUUUCGAUAUGGAUUAUGGUCAUCCGGUGUUAUAUUGCUAUGAAAUGCAAAUUGAGCCCUCAGCCCAGCGUCAAGGUUUGGGUAAACAUAUGAUGUUGGCAUUGGAACGUUGUGCCAAACAUUGGAAAAUGGAUAAAAUAGUCCUCACCGUUUUGAAGAACAACGACAAUGCUCGGGCAUUCUUUAAAACUAUCGGCUAUGUUCUGGACGAUUCAUCGCCAGAUAUAUUGGAAAAAGCUGACUAUGAGAUUCUUAGUAAACCUGUCAACGAUUAA